Messenger RNA from Cooperia oncophora, 321 nucleotides. The record is from the annotation of a GenBank genome assembly. Lineage: Eukaryota; Metazoa; Nematoda; Chromadorea; Rhabditida; Trichostrongylidae.
AUGACACCCGAGAUCGAGGAACUCAUUGCAGCUGGAGUGAAAAUCCUUGUCGACACCGUCUGCAGUCACGUAAUGAACCGCCAGUUCUUAACGAAACUCAAUCGUACCAUCAUAGGUGAAGAGAGAGUAAACGAACCCUGGCACUAUUUAGGCGAGAAUCCAACUGUAGCCGGUUUUCAAAUCAAAUAUCAAGGAGGGCUCGACUUCCUCACGAUACGCGGUAGCGGUCAUUUUGUGCCAGGUGACAAACCACGAGAAGCACUGCAAAUGAUCUAUAAUUUUGUGUAUGGUCAUGAAUACUCGAUACCGGCACCGUUCUAG